AUGGAACCUACUUUUCCUCUACUACGACUUCCCGAAAAUGCUAUCAUUAAAGUUUUCCAAAACCUACCUUUGGGAACCUUGUUCUUCAUCUCUCUUGUCUCUUCGAAAACUAAAAAGUUCGUGACAUCAUUGGGAUUAAGAGCCAAUCAUGUUGACAUCAGGAUUGACCGUUUAAGUGAAGUAGUUGUGCACACUCAAGCUCCUUAUUUUAAUUUGCCACUUCUACCAUUCACACUAUUAGAGUUCAAGGACUGGAUGAACCAUAUUCGGACUAUUUUCUGUUACACUUCGCCACCGAAUGUUCGUUUUUCUCCAAACCGUGCGAGAUUUAACGUUCAAUCGUUGAAAGAUGCAAUUGGAAAUGUCAACUGGCUUUAUGUGUUUAGAGAAUUGACUAAUGUAAAAAGCAGGGAAGUUUUGAAACAUUUCAAUACUCCCAACAAUUUGUAUCUAAGUAAGAACCCAUUUGAAGAAGUCUCAGAAAUUCAAAAGAUCUUUAUUCAAAACUUCGAAUCAGUUGAAUUUCAUGACUUCUAUUCGUUGGAUGACAUGUUACUGGUCAAUAGUGAAAGUGCCCAUUUCUACCAUCCAACAACUCAGAAACAAUUUAACCGAUUCCUCAAACACUGGAUUCGUGGGUCUAAUCCAAGACUACAAUACAUGUCUCUUUUUGUUCAUAAAACUGAUUCGGUCAGUGGAGAAGUGUAUUUGAAUGGGAUUCGAUGCAUCGUAAUGAGCGAAGACGCAAAAAGAGAAAUCCGACAAAAACACAAGCUGUCAGCUAAUGCCGAUAUGAUUCAGAUCAGACGGAAGGAUGGGACACCUGCAGUGAUUGCGACCAAAGAUGAGAAUAUUCUAUAUGUCCGCUUCAUUGUGUUGUACUAA
Caenorhabditis remanei is the source of this 885-nucleotide messenger RNA. RefSeq lists its product as uncharacterized. The transcript is spliced from 2 exons. The record is from RefSeq and is a predicted model, not a curated record. The coding region runs from base 1 to 885 and encodes 294 amino acids. Gene Ontology annotation, molecular function: protein binding. NCBI's taxonomy places the organism in Eukaryota, Metazoa, Nematoda, Chromadorea, Rhabditida, Rhabditidae.